UCGCGGCAGCGCGGCCGCGGGUAGGCCCGGCCUGGGGUCGCAGUCCCGGGACCGGCGGCUUUUAGUAGCUCCGGCCCGGCUCUGCCGUGCCGGGGGAGCCCCUGGGGACCGCGGCGGGGAGCAUCCGCCGGCCCUUCCCUCGGAGAUCCCCCAGCGCGGGCCCCGGGGCUGCCAGGCCGCCCUGCCCCGGGGGCUCUGCGGCCUUCUCUUGUCCCGGCGCCGGGACGCUCCAGGCCGGAGCCUCCUCCUGUUGCCGGCUGUAUCGCUCCCCCGUCCUUCCACGGGAUCUCUUUAUACGUAGGGAUAUCUGAAAGACACCCGCGUGUUUUUGAGAAACGCUUUGUUCCGAAAAAGUGUAAAAAACACAGUUCCAAAGUCACGAGGCCAGUGCCAAUGGGAUGGACAGCACCUUGCCAGCAGUAGCAGAAGAGCUCUUGCGAGAGAUCAAAAAGGCUUUUCAGGAGACCUCACAGGUCCCCGAUGACCUGCUGCUGGGGCUGAAGUUCAUAUUCGGCCCAUCUGCUGUCCCAGCUUUGGAUUUGGUGGAUCAGCGUUCUGUCACCCGAGUCACGUCCCCCAGUGGAAGGACUGCAUACCAGGUGCUUGGGAGCUCAGGCAAACUCUACACCUGCUACAGUUCCUGCCAUUUCUGUACAUGUCCCGCUUUUGGUUUUACUGUAUUGCAGAAGAACGAGAGCCUUCUGUGCAAACAUAUACUUGCCGUCUACCUCAGCCAGGCCAUGGGCGCUUGCCAGGAGCUAACUGUCUCUGAGGAGCAGCUCACGAGCAUCUUACUGGCCGAGGAAGAGGAUGAAGGAUAAAGGAUUCGGAUCACAUGUGGAUGUACUUUCUGUGUAGCCUCCCAGCUGUGUAGCUGGCAUUUUUUGUAGCUACAAGACUGUCAAAUGUUCGUCAUGGCUGAUAGAUGUCUUCCUGUGCUGCAGCCAAGUGUGACAUUAAUUAGCAGCCUUGCACUGAUGGAUUAAUUAAUAAAUGUUAAAAAGCC
Chroicocephalus ridibundus (black-headed gull) is the source of this 1006-nucleotide messenger RNA. It is a transcript of the gene ZSWIM7, whose product is annotated as zinc finger SWIM-type containing 7. Gene Ontology annotation, biological process: double-strand break repair via homologous recombination. The transcript has 6 exons. NCBI's taxonomy places the organism in Eukaryota, Metazoa, Chordata, Aves, Charadriiformes, Laridae. The coding region runs from base 399 to 821 and encodes 140 amino acids. The record is from RefSeq and is a predicted model, not a curated record. Gene Ontology annotation, molecular function: zinc ion binding. Gene Ontology annotation, cellular component: Shu complex.